Molecule: messenger RNA, 327 nt
Organism: Oikopleura dioica
Lineage: Eukaryota; Metazoa; Chordata; Appendicularia; Copelata; Oikopleuridae
Source: the annotation of a GenBank genome assembly
AUGCUCCAGUCUGGCCACGCAGACUACUGUGAAUUCGCCAAUUCGCACGAGCCAUUCGAGUUUUUGAAGAAAAACGACUCACCGUAUCUGUUCAAAAAACGCCUUCAACCCUUUCCCGGAACGCUCGAUUUCCUACCGAAGGUUACAUCAGGAAUAUCGGAAGAAGAUCUGGACUUUUUGAGCAGAUACUUUUCUUACUGCGUCAAAAAUAAGAAAUUACAACGCGAGAUCAUUAACUUGGCCGUCAAUGGAUGGAGUUUUCACCACGAAGAUGAGACCGACUACUUGCUAUGCGAGGACGAUGUCCGCCAAAUUCCGGAACGGUGA